Molecule: messenger RNA, 2678 nt
Organism: Centruroides sculpturatus (bark scorpion)
Lineage: Eukaryota; Metazoa; Arthropoda; Arachnida; Scorpiones; Buthidae
Product: ATP-dependent 6-phosphofructokinase-like
Exons: 24
Coding region: 300-2678 (792 amino acids)
Biological process (GO): canonical glycolysis; fructose 1,6-bisphosphate metabolic process; fructose 6-phosphate metabolic process
Cellular component (GO): cytoplasm; 6-phosphofructokinase complex
Molecular function (GO): identical protein binding; ATP binding; monosaccharide binding
Source: RefSeq, a predicted model, not a curated record
GCCUUUGAUCGAUGUAACUGUAGUAUUAAUUAUAACUCCGGAUAAAUUACGUAUAUAUGUGUAAUUAUCCUUAUCGAUAACCUUAUCUAUUCCACUAAUUGAACAGAAAUGGUGGUGCCAGGUUCAUUGUUUUGACUGGAAAUUGAUGAAAAGUUGAAGGCAUGACCGUACAGAAGAGGAAAGGAGAAGCUGAAGGAUACUCGUACGGGAUUCGAUUUGCUCAAGGAUAGACGUGUUUGAGAAUUAUUGAAAAUAAAUAUAGUUCCUAGCAGUUUACGUGGAAUUAAAUAAAAGUAAAAAUGGCUGGAAAAAUCCCUCAAACGAUUGAUUCUAAAGGGAAAGUUAUUGCCGUUUUUACCAGCGGCGGAGAUUCUCAAGGUAUGAAUGCAGCCGUUCGUGCCGUAGUGAGAAUGGGUAUGUUUGUUGGAUGUAAAGUCUUCUUCAUUAAAGAAGGUUAUCAGGGAAUGGUUGAUGGUGGUGACCAUAUCAUUGAAGCAUCCUGGGCUAGUGUUUCAGGAAUAAUACAUAAGGGUGGUACUGUGAUAGGUAGUGCCAGAUGCAAAGAUUUCAGAGAGAGAGAAGGAAGGUUGAAAGCAGCAGCUAAUCUUGUAAAUAGAAGCAUAACAAAUUUAGUAGUAAUUGGUGGUGAUGGUAGUUUAACUGGAGCUAACUUAUUCAGACAAGAAUGGUCAUCAUUACUUGAUGAAUUAGUAGAGAAAGGUACAAUAACUCCAGAGAAAAGAUCAGAAUGUAGCCAUUUAAAUAUUGUUGGUAUGGUUGGUUCUAUUGAUAAUGAUUUCUGUGGAACAGACAUGACAAUUGGUACAGAUACUGCUCUCCAUCGUAUUAUUGAAGCUAUUGAUGCAAUUGUUACAACUGCUUCAAGCCAUCAGAGAACAUUCAUUAUGGAAGUUAUGGGUCGACAUUGUGGAUAUUUAGCUUUAGUUGGUGCUUUAGCAACAGAAGCUGAUUUCGUUUUUAUUCCUGAAUGGCCUCCUGAAGCUAACUGGCCAGAUGUAUUAUGCAAAAAAUUAAAACAGGAAAGAGAAUUAGGACUGUAUCUAAACAGGAUAAUUGUGGUUGUUGACAAUCUGAAACAAGAUACUAGGGUUACAGUUCUUGGUCAUGUACAACGUGGAGGUAGUCCAUCAGCAUUUGACAGAGUAUUAGGCUCAAGGAUGGGUGCUGAAGCUGUAUUAGCAGUUUUAGAGGCCACACCUACAUCAGAAGCUUGUGUAGUGUCUUUAGAUGGGAACCAAGCUGUACGUGUUCCUCUAAUGCAGUGUGUAGAAAAGACAAAACAAGUGGCUGAAUGCAUGGCCAGAAAAGAAUGGGAUGAAGCUGUAACUUUACGUGGAAGGAGUUUUGAACGUAACUUACAAACUUACAAGUUAUUAACAAGGCUCAAACCACCUAAAGAUGCACAUGAACAUGGUGGCCAUGUGUUUGCAGUAAUGCAUAUAGGAGCUCCCUGUUGUGGUAUGAAUGCUGCUGUUAGAUCUUUUGUAAGAAAUUGCUUAUGUCAGGGAAAUAUUGCUUUUGGUAUUCAUGAUGGUAUAGAAGGUUUAAUUGAAGGAAAUUUUCAACAAAUGAAUUGGAGUGAUGUAUCUGGUUGGGUGGGCCAAGGGGGUGCAUUUCUUGGAACAAAGAGGAUGCAAUCUUUUCUUAUUAGAAAAGAAUGUUGUAAGUACACGAGGAGGCAUUUAACUGGAUAUCUUGAUGAAAAUGAUGAACAUAAAUNACCACAUUUACAGAAAAUAGCAAGCCAAUUAGCUCAUUAUAAAAUUCAAGGAUUGCUUGUAAUUGGUGGUUUUGAAGCAUAUCAUUCUGUUCUUCAAAUGGCAGAAAACAGAGAUAAGUAUCCAGAGUUAUGCAUCCCAAUGUGUGUUAUUCCUGCUACAAUCAGCAAUAAUGUACCAGGAACAGAUUUUUCUCUUGGUGCCGAUACUGCUCUUAAUGAAAUAACUGAAAUUUGUGAUCGUAUUCGACAAUCUGCUCAGGGUACAAAGAGGCGAGUAUUUGUUGUAGAAACUAUGGGUGGAUAUUGUGGUUAUUUAGCCACGUUAUCUGGUCUUGCCGGUGGUGCCGAUUCUGCUUAUAUUUUUGAAGAAUCCUUUUCAAUUACUGAUUUAAUAGGUGAUGUUCAUCACAUGCAAGCAAAAAUGAAUGAAGGCAUUUCUAGAGGAUUGAUAUUAAGGAAUGAAAAUGCAAAUGCCAAUUAUACAACAGAUUUUAUUUUCCGUCUUUACUCGGAAGAAGGUAAAAAACUAUUUACUACAAGAAUGAAUAUUUUGGGUCACAUGCAACAGGGUGGAUCACCAUCUCCAUAUGAUAGAAAUUUUGGAACAAAAACAGGUGCAAAAGCAGCAGUAUGGUUAGAAGAACAAGUUAAGCAAGAACCAAAAACUAACAAACCUGAGAGUGCUUCUUUACUUGGAGUAACAAGUAGACGAUACAGUUUUGAACCAGUUCAGACAUUGAAAAAAGAUACAGAUUUUGCGAAAACUUGUACUGUAUUUAGCAGUGGUAUGCAAAAGUUAGAGAGUGAUAUACAACGAAAUAUUAAAGUAAAAUGUACUGAUAUAGUUAAAAGAGGUCAGAAAGUAGAAAGAGAAGUGCAAGAGAAUGAUGAGGAUGCUGAUCAAGUGAAUUCACUAGAUGCAUCGCAAGAUUUGUAG